AAAUUCCCUGUCAUUACUCGAUGCAUACCGAACUGAUCUCAAUAUUUCAUUUAAGUUACAUGCGUGUUUGCUUGUGACUUACGAAGAGACAUCAUGCUGUACCUGCCUAAAUAACGUUUUCGGUAAUGCUGCUAUAUUACAGCUGUAAUAUAAAUAAGUUAUGUCUAGUGAUGUGAUAUGUCUGCGCGUUCAUGAUAAAGUACUCGCCCUUUGUAAAUGUAUUUCGGUGAGUUACAUUUAUGCUUGCUUCAAGUUACACUCUUCUCGUAUUGCUGACUCGAAGGAUUUCUUUUAAAAAAAUUCGUCAUCAAUUGUCAUGUGCCAGGUGCCUAGAAAGCAGCUGGCAAGAUGGGCAAGUUGUUGUCAAAGAUCUUUGGCAACAAGGAGAUGCGAAUCCUUAUGCUAGGAUUGGAUGCUGCUGGGAAAACUACGAUACUAUAUAAACUUAAACUAGGACAGUCUGUAACAACUAUACCAACUGUAGGAUUCAAUGUAGAGACAGUUACCUAUAAAAAUGUUAAGUUCAAUGUUUGGGAUGUUGGUGGACAAGAUAAAAUACGUCCACUUUGGCGUCAUUAUUAUACUGGAACACAAGGACUUAUUUUCGUAGUAGAUUGUGCUGACAGAGAUCGAAUAGAUGAAGCCCGUCAGGAGCUUCAUCGAAUUAUAAAUGAUAGAGAAAUGCGAGAUGCUAUUAUUUUAAUCUUUGCAAAUAAACAAGAUCUUCCAGAUGCAAUGAAACCACAUGAAAUACAAGAAAAACUGGGUUUAACUAGGAUACGAGAUAGAAAUUGGUAUGUGCAGCCAUCAUGUGCCACAACUGGAGAUGGGCUUUAUGAAGGCCUUACAUGGUUGACCAGUAAUCAUAAAUUAUGAGCAAAUAUUUAUUUUUCAUCAGUUAGCCACAUACCAAGAUGUACGUUUGCUUUGUAUUGUCAUUUUUAUUUAUCAUGUAGAGGCUCUGUAACAAAACUGAUAAUGAUCAUUAUGAUCCAUAAGACAGAGAGCGAAAGAGAGAGAGAGAGAGAGAGAGAGAGAGAGAGAGAAAAUCAUUUCCAAUGUACUACAGCAAACGUAAAGUAACCAUUAACAUCAAAUGGUGCGUUUCAGUAAUAUUAAUACUAUAUAAAUAGAAAUUUAUCAAAGUACCAAAAGAUAUAGACUUUGUUACUAACUGUUUACUAAAGUCCGUGAAAAUAGUUAAUACAACAAUAUUGAUUAGAUUAUCACAUCCAACAUUUUACUAUAAUUUAUAUAUAUAUUUGCGUACAUAUCCCGCAUUACGGGAUACUAAUUAUAAGAGAAUACAAAAAGUUGUAAGAGCUACUUAUGAGAUUAAGAGAUACAUUCAGAAAAAGUAUCUUUACAAUUUGAAAUUAUCAUUUAUGCAAUAGUUAAUUUAAAAUAUCGUCCAGAAUAAUUGGACAUAACAUUCAUUCAUCACUGGUUGUUAUCCAUGCUAUGUAAUAUGUAUCACACAUGAUAUUUAUACAUAUAAUCCCACUGAUAUAUGUGAGUAAACAUUCAAAGCACUUACAUUAAUGACUUUAUACAGCACAGAAAUAUUCCUUUGAUAAAUUUUUGCUAUCAAUCUCAUUUUUAAAAAAUAUUCAUAGUGACAGAUAGUUCUUUUUUUUUCUUUUUUUAAUAAUCGUCUUCCAUUUGAGUCAACUUUUUAUGCAUAUCAGUCGACUUUUCUUUUUUCGAAAAAGAUGAAAAGGAGAAAAAAAGUGCAACUUCUGACAUUGUGUAUUUUUUUGUGCUUUAACUUCGAUUGAAACGCAUUAGAUGUACAAACGUACACUUAUACAUACAUAAAUGGAGUUGUUCUGUACGCACAAAUGGUAAGCUACUGGGUUUGAUAUCAUGAGCUCAAAAGAAAGAGAGAGAAAAAGGAAGAAAAUAGAAACAAUGUUACUAAUAACGUAACAGCAUUAUAUCUGCCAAUAUUUUUUACCAGUUAAGCGAUCGGAUUACGCAGAACUAGAAUUAGGUCACAGAGAAAAGAGCCAGACAGUGUUCUAUGUGCGUCUUAUUUCAUUUCCUUUUGAUAAUAAGAUGUAGAAUAAGAAUGAUAUACAUAUUUAACAAUAUUUGCUAUUAACUAAACAAAACGAAUAUUUCAACAUAAUUCAAUUCUUUCUUUUCUACAAGCUUCAUAUUUACAUAGCGAUUAAAAGUAGAGUAACGAUGGUAUACGUUAUUCUAUCGCUCUGUUUCUAUGUCAACAUUUGAUUUGCAUUCCAUGAUAUAAUAUAAAUUAGGGUAUUAGUAUUUUAACAAAUUGUAUUACUUUACCGCAGUAAUAAUUAAUACAAAUAUAAUAAGUUUGUCAGAUUCUUUCUCUUGGCAUCCGUACCAUUAAUGUUAAGUAUUGUAUUUUGGUGAGAACUAAUGUGCAAGAUAAAUUAGCUCAUAUUUAAAAGCAGUACACAGAUUUUGGAAAGAAAGCAAUAGACUGUUCUUUCGAGGUGUAUGUGCUAGUAUUGAGCAGUGCUCUAUGUAUAUGUUUAUACUCACUAAAUUCGUUCGUAUAAGAAGGUUUAUAAUAUUGUGUCAUAUUUGUUUCUUUUAGUUGUAAUUGAAAACAAAAGAAACGUAACAGUUGUAACUAAAAUAACUUUGUUAAAAAAUAGUUAUUUUUUAAAGAGAACACACACGUUUUAAUAUUACAAAAGAGCAAAUAUAUUUUGGCAAUAAACUUUAUUUGAAUGAAUUAAACAUUUAUAAUUGAAUUAAAUCGAAUGUUGAAAUUUUAUUGAUCAUAGAGUACACGUUUUAUUAGUAAAAUGUCUAAAGUUUGAAAUGAAAUGAAUCCUGUAAGCAGAUAAUACAUAAUUUGAAACAAAUAUUUUUAGUAAUUUUUUAAUAACAAAGCGAGUUUUAGCUAGCAGUAAUAUAUUUAUUCAUUCUUCAUUCAGUGUGAAAUAACAAAAGCAUUUAUAGUCAAGAUACUGAAUUUAGGUUUAAAAAUGAGCAGAAAGAAAAAAAAACAAGGCGUAUGCGUUUUUCAUUAUAGUUAGAGCAUACGUUUUUUAACGCAAUACUAAUAAAUAACAUUGUCAAAUAGGCUUAUUGUCAAAGUAAGCAUUUGGUAUCAUCAUAUUUCCAUUGUUUAGUUCACACAUAUAUGUAUCAGCUACAUUUUCCAACGAUUUGUUUUAACAGGGGCCAUUCAGAAUGCAGGGCUCGAUAUAAAACGCUUUGGAGUAAGGAAGAAAUUGGUUACUUCAAUACAAUUAUCAGCGUUUCUUAACGUUUACACUUCAUGGAUCGUGUUCUUUGUUUCAUAAAAAUUAAAAGGAUAAUAUAUAAAGGCCAUAUUUCAUACGUAAUUUAACUCCGUAGACGAAAGAAUAGAUAAAUUUAGAGAGCACAACUGUCUUUUAAUCUUAAACAAAGUUUACUUAAAGUAGAUACGAUCCAUAUAGAUAAAAGAAAUUGGGAAACGCUGACCCAUAAUACUAUUAGCCAGAGAAUUCUCAAUGCACCAUUAUUAACCAAUUUUAUAAUUACAUAGUCAUUAAAUAAAAAGGAACGAAACAUUUUUCAGUCAUAUUGGAAUAUUAUUUAUGAAAGAGUAUUUUCAGUUAUUUCUCUAUUUUGAAAAUGGUAGUAUAAAGCAGAUUAUAGAUAAUCAUACAAUGAACUAAUUAAUCGCUUUAUAUGAAUUUUCGAAUGGUGUAAUAGUUAAAAACAAACACAUUCCUCAAAACGAAGUUGAAUGUUAAAAUACGAAUAGUAAUUAGAGGUGCAAUAGAAUUUUUUGGUUUUUAGUACAAAUAAAGGAUAUAAAAAUAUAUGAUAAAUGUAAUGCUACAUUGAAUACUAUAUAGAUAAAUAACAAUAAUUUUUACAAAAUUGGAAACCGAUGAAUCCAGCAAAAAUGUACUUGUAUAUUAUUAUUAUUAUUUGUAUAAUAAAGACACCUUUAAAUUAUAAAA
Bombus huntii is the source of this 3944-nucleotide messenger RNA. RefSeq names its product ADP-ribosylation factor 6 (gene Arf51F). Gene Ontology annotation, cellular component: cytoplasm. The record is from RefSeq and is a predicted model, not a curated record. NCBI's taxonomy places the organism in Eukaryota, Metazoa, Arthropoda, Insecta, Hymenoptera, Apidae. Gene Ontology annotation, molecular function: GTPase activity; GTP binding. The transcript has 5 exons. Bases 349 to 876 code for a protein of 175 amino acids. Gene Ontology annotation, biological process: vesicle-mediated transport; intracellular protein transport.